GUACUAGACCUGGCAGUGGAAAAUAUGCUUGUCUAGUAUAUUGGUAUCUCUGUUUUCAAACUCAUUUAAAUAGUACAACUUUAAUAGUGAAAUAUAGAAAACUGGAUAGACAUGCAAGAUGUUAG
This is a messenger RNA of Racocetra persica, 125 nucleotides long. The record is from the annotation of a GenBank genome assembly. Lineage: Eukaryota; Fungi; Glomeromycota; Glomeromycetes; Diversisporales; Gigasporaceae.